This is a messenger RNA of Pungitius pungitius (ninespine stickleback), 7034 nucleotides long. It is a transcript of the gene ext1b, whose product is annotated as exostosin glycosyltransferase 1b. The coding region runs from base 860 to 3082 and encodes 740 amino acids. NCBI's taxonomy places the organism in Eukaryota, Metazoa, Chordata, Actinopteri, Perciformes, Gasterosteidae. The transcript has 13 exons. The record is from RefSeq and is a predicted model, not a curated record. Gene Ontology annotation, cellular component: membrane. Gene Ontology annotation, molecular function: glycosyltransferase activity.
CGUGUCGGGAUUGGAAUGUUACGGACUAACAAUCGGGACGCCCGAGCACUCGGUAAUUGGACCCUACGAACGCGGAACCCCGUCUUUUUGAACGUUUCCUCCGCCCGGUGUGCGGUUGAGCGUCGGUCCGUCCGUCCGCCCGCCUCGCGACGACCGGAUAAACUUGGCGGGCGCCGAUGUGUUUUUUCACGUUACAUCGGAGCGCGCGAGGGCAGCGUGCGCGGAGGUAGUGACAAAUAAGAAGAGCAAUGCAGGGAUUCGUCAGGUUACAGUUGUACCGCUGAGCUGCUUCGUCGCUUCCCCCCCCCCCCCCCGGCUUCGCUCUUCUGCUUCUUUUUGUUGAGUUGCUUCUCUUCACACGGGACCAUAGGGAGGUAAAAGGGGGUGGGUUGGUGGGGGGAGGACGAAUUCAGCCGGCGGCAUUUGGACUAUCGCACACACACACACACACACACACACACACACACACACACACACACACACACACACACACGCGCCGACGGGGUCUUCACGCGCUGUCCGCCCGGGUCCGGGCAGCACGGAGCUCGCUUCUGCCUCUUUUUCCUUCGCCGGGCACCUCAAGCCCCUCCGUCGGCACGACACGAGACAUGGUGGAACUCUGUAGUAAAGGGAGAACAGGACGAUACUUUUAACAACCCUCCCUCCCCCCUCCCCCCCAAAAUCGCCCACAUGCACUGGAUCAAUUGCUGGAUUUGGGAACCGAAUACGCAGACGGGGGGUUGGGGAUCCGUGGAGGCUGCCGGAGGAUGGAGCGGUGCAGCCGGGGUUGGUGAGAGCCUAACUUCGGGCCACUUUACAUUUUUUAUUCCUAAACAACUCGUCCCAGUUGCCAGGACACAUGCAGGCCAAAAAACGCUACCUGAUCCUGCUCUCCGCCGGCGCGUGCCUCGCGCUGCUCUCCUACCUCGGAGGGGUUCAACUUCCAGCGGCGAGCAGGAGCCGGCAUGACCGCGGCCGAAACGGGUACCGGCCCGACCAGCCCUGGCCCCACUUCUCGGACCCGUUACACCUCUUCCUGCCGUGGGAUCAGACGGACACCGAGGAGUACAACGUGCACAUAUCGCCGAGGCAGAAGCGGGACGUCAACACGAGUGUUUACAGGGGCAAGCGGUGCCGCGUGGACUCCUGCUUUGAUUUCGCUCCGUGUCAGAAGAACGGCUUCAAAGUUUACGUUUACCCGCAGCAGAAGGGGGAGAAGAUCUCCGAGAGCUACCAGAAUAUUUUAGCGACCAUCGAGGGCUCCCGGUUUUACACCUCGGACCCCGGACAAGCGUGUCUGUUCAUCCUGAGCCUGGACACCCUGGACCGGGACCAGCUGUCCCCGCAGUACGUCCACAACCUCAAGACCAAGGUGCAGAACCUGCCCCUGUGGAACGACGGCAGGAACCACCUCAUAUUCAACCUGUACUCGGGGACGUGGCCGGACUACACGGAAGACCUGGGCUUCGACAUCGGCCAGGCCAUGUUGGCCAAAGCCAGCAUCAGCACCGAGAACUUCCGGCCCAGCUUCGACGUGUCCAUCCCGCUGUUCUCCAAGGAGCACCCGCGCACCGGCGGCGAGCGCGGCUUCCUCAAGUACAACUCCAUCCCGCCGUUCCGAAAGUACGCGCUGGUGUUCAAGGGGAAGCGCUACCUGACGGGCAUCGGCUCGGACACCCGGAACGCCCUGCACCACGUGCACAACGCGGAGGACGUGGUGCUGCUCACCACCUGCAAGCACGGCAAAGACUGGCAGAGGCACAAGGACGCGCGCUGCGACACGGACAACGCGGAGUACGACAAGUACGACUACAAGGAGAUGCUCCACAACUCCACCUUCUGCUUGGUGCCCCGCGGCAGGCGACUGGGCUCCUUCCGCUUUCUCGAGGCGCUGCAGGCUGCAUGCGUGCCAGUGAUGCUGAGUAACGGUUGGGAGCUGCCUUUCUCCGAGAUCAUCGACUGGAACACGGCGGCGGUUAUCGGCGACGAGAGGCUUCUGCUGCAGAUCCCGACCACGGUGCGCUCCAUCCACCAGGAUAAGAUCUUGUCCCUCAGGCAGCAGACUCAGUUCCUGUGGGAGGCCUACUUCUCGUCCGUGGAAAAGAUAGUGCUGACCACGCUAGAGAUCAUCCAGGACCGCGUGUUGGAGCACGGCUCCAGGAGCAGCCUCAUGUGGAACAGCCACCCUGGGGGGCUCUUCGCCCUGCCGCAGUACUCCGGGUACCUGGGAGACUUCCCCUUCUACUACGCGACUCUGGGUAUCAAACCCCACCCCAAGUUCACAGCGGUCAUCCAUGCCGUCUCGCCUCUGGUGUCCCAGUCCCAGCCCAUACUCAAGCUCCUGGUAGCUGUGGCCAAGUCUCAGUACUGUACACAGAUCAUCGUCCUGUGGAACUGUGACAAGCCCCUCCCAGCCAAGCACCGCUGGCCCGCCACCUCAGUCCCCGUCAUCGUCAUCGAGGGGGAGAACAAGGUGAUGAGCAGCCGCUUCUUGCCCUACGAGACCAUCUCCACCGACGCCGUGCUCAGCCUGGAUGAGGACACGGUGCUGUCCACCACAGAGGUGGACUUUGCCUUCACGGUGUGGCAGAGCUUCCCGGAGCGGAUCGUGGGCUACCCGGCUCGCAGCCACUUCUGGGACAGCAACAAGGAGCGCUGGGGCUACACCUCCAAAUGGACCAACGACUACUCCAUGGUGCUGACGGGGGCCGCCAUCUACCACCGGUAUUACCAUCACCUGUACACCAACUACUUGCCCACGAGUCUGAAAGGGAUGGUGGACCAGCUGAUGAACUGUGAGGACAUACUGAUGAACUUCCUGGUCUCUGCUGUCACCAAGCUGCCCCCCAUCAAGGUCACCCAGAAGAAACAGUACAAGGAGACCAUGAUGGGACAGUCUUCCAGAGCCUCCCGCUGGGCCGAUCCCGACCACUUCGCCCAGCGGCAAACCUGCAUGAACAAGUUCGCCAGCUGGUUUGGCGCCAUGCCGCUGGUCCACUCCCGGAUGAGACUGGACCCCAUCCUGUUCAAGGACCAGGUCUCCAUCCUCCGCAAGAAAUACAGGGACAUCGAGAGGCUCUGACAGGACCCCACGCGGGGGGAGGCGCAGGAGAGAGACCCUGUGGAGGGCAGGAGGACGAGCAGGACCCCGGCGGGGCGCUGACCCCCCGCCCGGCGCAUCGGCCAAUAGGAAACGAGCAGAUGGCGCUUGGACAAAAACACAAAACGACAAGCGCAAACACAGACGGGCGGACGCGGCCAUCCGUGUUUCACGAAUGUGAGAAAGACGCCACCGACGGGCAGAACUCGGAUAGAGUAUUUUUUUGUACAACGUGGACAGGGACGACACACGUGCAGGACGCUAGAAGAGGGAAGGCGUCCAAGAUCGCGACCCCCAACCCCGCCAUGAAUCCCACUGGUCGCCCCUAGCAACAACCCCCAGCCACCCCCCCUUUCACGCUGCAUCAGGAUGUAACACGGAACUACCAAAACCCCUGCUUUAUAGCCCGGGACACCCUGUUCUUUGGCUGAUUUCAUCACACCCCUGGUACUGAGGGGUUUAUUAUUUCCCUUCUCAAGGCAAAAGAGGUCAAAGUAGUUUCCAAGCUGUCGUUAUUACAAAGACGCCGUUAUCUGUUAAAAUUCUUGAGUAUCAACGCACAUCCGUGAGCCUGAAAGCAUCCUGUCCUUCCUUUCCUCGGUUCCUUCCUCGACGUGCUGAUACGGCUUUUAUUACGGUCCAUCUGGUCCCUGUAAUCACUCAGAUGAGUUAGAAAAACAUUACAUUUCACGUCCCAUUUUCCUGUCACACCGGCCAAGACAGUUGUACUUUUUUCCUCAUCUUACUUUCAUCUUUUAUUUUCCCCUUUAAACUUUCCAUACUUUCCCUCGUGUGUGUGUGUGUGUGUGUGUGUGUGUGUGUGUGUGUGUGUGUGUGUGUGUGUGUGUGUGUGUGUGUGUGUGUGUGUGUGUGUGUGUGUGUGUGUGUGUGUGUGUGUGUGUGUGUGUGUGUGUGCUGUGUGUAAAGAACCUUGAAAAGUUGGCUCAUCCAACCAUAAGCUCAGGCGGAGUACAUUUUCCCUGAAAUGAACAUUUGAGGAGGAAAUGGAGCAGAACGUUGCAUUCUAACCCCGACUCGUUGUGCCCGUUCAUUUCUCCCUGCGACGCCCUGCAGCAGCGUCCUGGCAGCGAGGAAAUGAGAUGAAAUGAAAUGUGUGUCCAUAGCAGGUCUUUAGUGACCAGCGUCCAGCACCAUUUCGCAGGAGAGAGCAUCCGUGGCGUUGUGACAUCAGGGUCAGGGAAGUUCUUUUUUUUAUUGCACAUCACGUUGCCUCCAUCAGUCCGUGAUGCCUGGACGCUCCCGCGGUGAAUUAUUCUGGUCGUCAGUGCAGUGCGGCUCUCCUGCCACAGCGAUUUAUUUAUUUUAUUUCCCUCCCUGACAUAUUGGAGGACCUCAGAGCCAUUAAAUUGACAAAAGCUCCUCUCUCCCAUUUGUGGAGGCAGAGAUGCGUUCGGGCUUCAAUUAGGUUGUUCUAUUUCAUUUGGAGUGCUGUUUUAUUCCCGGGAGACAAGCUGUCGACGGCUCCCUACAUUAUGGACCAUUGUGUUGUGAAAGCAGUGACCCACAAACACGACCUUCUAGCUGAUGCUCUAAAACAGCCCCCCCCCCCCUCGAUUGUCCCUCAGUCAAAGUGGCCGUCAAAGCGCCUGACCUUUAGCACCUUGUUUUACCUCGUUGGUAUUUGACAACCACGUGGAAGGAGGGCUGUUGUCUUUGGGUCUGCGCAGCACGCCUUUAGUGGCCUUUGUGUCCAUUAGUAAUUCAGCAUUAUGCCUCAGCCAAAAGUGUGUGUGUGUGUGUGUGUGUGCGUGUGCGCGCGUCGGAUCUGUUGAUGAAUAGUCGUCUUUGUUAAUUGUCUUUUCCACAUUAUCAUUUACCGUUUUAGUAUUUUUUUCAUUGAUUUGCUUCUACAAAUAGUUGACACACACGUUUGUUGCCUUGUUUCGUGCUCUGAAGCUCUUCUGUCGUGGCACGUAUCAAAGGGAGCUGGACGAUCAAGUUUGUGUGUUUGUCCCCUCCCAUCAUUGCUUUGGGUAUCAUGCUUGUGUUUACGUCGUGGGGCUUCAGGUUUGGAGUGUUAUUGUUUGCCGGGAGAGAUUCAUGAUGCUUUAAUGUGGAGUCACAGCAGCAUCAACGUUCAUCAGCUGUGCUCCUCACUCCGUGUGCAUCUGGUCCCUGGUUCAUGUCCACAGAAACAUAUUGUCUGAAUUCAAUAUCAAGGCUUUUAGCCCAAGCGCGUGUGUGUGUGCGUGUGUGUGUGCGUGGAUCAUCUCGAGAGAACCACCUCCCCCACAUUCGCUGAUCCUUCCAUUUCAAAUCCUGGCGACUCUCAGCACUGUACAUAGGCAUAUAUUUAUUUUGUGAGAAAGAAGAAACAACAGGCGCAGUGUACAAGGCGGGAGAACAUAAGAGGGGAGCUAAUGGUAUUUAUUCAGUUUAUUUUCAGCACGUUGUGCACAUUAAUCCACAAAGAUGCCGAUUUACAGCUCACGUUUUGCUUUUCUGGGGGAACCCGUCUCGCUCUUACGCCGACAGAAGUCCCCACCAGAGAUGGAAGAUGUUGGGAGACAUAAAGUUCAGUGUGAACUCUUGCAGCUCGCAUACACCGGUGAUCUAGAAUUGGAUUGGGACGCACAAUCCCGGCUCUCUGCAGGAGUCAAAUUGCAAAGUCCCAAUAAAGACCACAGCAACUGACUCACAGGAAAAUCAUAAGCAGAUGGGUCCUCUGGACCAGAUGGAAACAUUUUCUGAUUCAGUUGUAUCAUCUUCCCCCCCCCAAAAUGCAUUAGAAUGAUGGAUGUGAGGCUGUGACACAGUUCUUUCUGAAGCUUGGUUUCAGGUCCGAUAACUUGGCAGGAGAACCUCGCGCCACCUCUCAAUGCGUCAGAGCCCAGAACCUAAGAGUGUGAUGAAUGGGGAAAACCUCUGCAUCCGCUUCUAAGAGGCCCCCUGUUUGAUCAGAGGGGGCCAUUAUGCAAGUAUUCAUGUUGUGCUUUGAAACAGAUGGAAGGAGGUUUACCCAAAAUGUGCCGUUUGGUUUGGUGUUUAUAGUCAGCUGGAGACUCGCCUGUUCUUGCUUUGUGCCUUUUUAUCAACAUGUGACUUCCUGACAUGCCGAGCACAGUCUGUCCCAGACUUGUUGAUUCCAGUAGACGGGCAGGAGGGGCCCCUGAAUGGGGGGGGGCCCCGACGGCCCUGCCUUUCAUACACUGGAGGAGUCACCGCUUCCAUUUCCCGUAUUAAAGCGCCGCGCUCUCAUCUUGGUGUUUACGACCACUUCCUGUCUGGGAUUAUUUAUCAGUGAAUCGGCCGCAUGGCUUUACCAAUCAGUCCGUUGAUCCGUUGUCCCGACGCCUUCUCCUCCCUCCUACCUUGUAAUUAACAGAAGACUUUUAUAGAGGUCACAAAUGAAAUAGAUAAAUGCCAAUUUUGUAAGAAUGAUUUAUAAAAAAAAAAUAAACUCAUAUUUGAUGAUAACUUUUUCGCCAUGUCCCAUUUUUAUAAUAGGCUGUUUAAAUCUGUCUCAAAAUAUAAAGCACAUUAUACAGAAGUGUAAUAUGGUUUAAGCUAAUGAUUUUUUCCUUCCGAACCUGCAUUGUGUAAAGACCCGCCCUACUGAGCCUGUGAUUGGCUGGUGUGGGCUUUGUGUGUUUUGGAGGAACGUGAUCGUGCACCUCCGGGAAGGACAGCCCUCAGUCAUAAGAACAGCUUUCGGAGCUCCAUCGUUAGCUGAAGCUUUUAAAGAAGAAGAUUGAGAUGACACGGAUGAAGAGCUGUUACUCAAACCUCCUCUUCCUCGCCCCAAAUCACAUCAAAGAAGCUGUGGGAGACAGUGACUUCUUCAUCAAAAUCACUUCAUUAAAGUUCUGCAUCCUGGACUUCACCUGAAUCAUAUUUAACUCUAUUCAGAAACUCACAUCACGUGACUGUUGCAGAUUGCCUUCAAUUCAAAGUAAACGGAUUUAAAACAACA